AUGAAUAUUAAAAAUUCUUUAAUCUUAAUUAUUUCAACAAUCUUUGUUUUAUCAAUGAUUAAUGGUGGUUUAACUUCUGAUCCAACUUGUGUUGGUGCUCCUGAUGGUCAAGUUUACUUAUUCUCUAGUUGGGAUUUCCAAGGUGAACGUUAUGUUUACAAUAUCUCUCAAGGAUAUCUCUCUUUACCAGAUGGUUUCCGUAACAAUAUUCAAUCAUUUGUUAGUGGUGCUGAUGUAUGCUUUGUAAAAUGGUAUCCAAGUGAACAAUAUCAAAUCACUGCUGGUGAAUCUCACAGAAACUAUGCCGCUCUCACUAAUUUCGGUCAAAGAAUGGAUGCAAUCAUUCCUGGAAAUUGUUCAAAUAUUGUUUGUUCUCCAAAAUAA
Molecule: messenger RNA, 384 nt
Organism: Dictyostelium discoideum AX4
Lineage: Eukaryota; Evosea; Eumycetozoa; Dictyosteliales; Dictyosteliaceae
Gene: gerA
Product: germination protein p109
Exons: 1
Coding region: 1-384 (127 amino acids)
Cellular component (GO): extracellular region
Source: RefSeq, a predicted model, not a curated record